This is a messenger RNA of Capsaspora owczarzaki ATCC 30864, 4143 nucleotides long. Its product is annotated as transcriptional repressor NF-X1. Gene Ontology annotation, biological process: negative regulation of transcription by RNA polymerase II. Gene Ontology annotation, cellular component: nucleus. The transcript has a single exon. Gene Ontology annotation, molecular function: RNA polymerase II transcription regulatory region sequence-specific DNA binding; DNA-binding transcription factor activity, RNA polymerase II-specific; zinc ion binding. Lineage: Eukaryota; Filasterea; Ministeriida; Capsasporidae. The record is from RefSeq and is a predicted model, not a curated record. The coding region runs from base 22 to 4053 and encodes 1343 amino acids.
CUCUUUUUUCCAUAUUCCCAAAUGCUUGAUCCAACUGCAGCGCCGUUUGAGCCUUCUUCUUCGUCUUCGUCGUCGGUCUCACUCGGUCGCCAGUCGCCCUCAGCCGCCAAUCACAGUAGCACUUCUGCUACCUCAACGAGCACAACUGGCUCAUCGUCAUCCAGCUCCAGCGCUCAGCAGCAGCAGCGCCGCGGUCCAAGGCAACCCAGGCAGCCGCGUGCGAGCCAAGCGAUCGCCAGCAGUGACGCUGCCGCCCCGUCCGAUGCCGACGGCACUGGCACGAAUGCACGCUCUGCAGGCACUAAUACGCAGGCAGCAGCACGCCCGCAGCAGCAGCAGCGACCGCGCAAGACGACGACGACUGGCGCACCACAGCCGAUGUCGUCAUCAGGAUUCGUGUCGCAACCAGACCAGAGCUCAGUCCCAGACGCGGCUGUCGGCAGUGACAAUGCAUCACAACAGGCAUCAUCACAAGCACCGGCGUCGAGUGCGGGUCGCGAUCGCACCCGAGACCGAGACAGGCGGCGAGGAUCACCCAAGCCCAAUGCAAACGUCAAUGCUCAAGCCAAUGCGCCGUCAAGCACCACUACUGAGGAUGGCUCAACAUCCACUCCCGCCGAUUCCGACAUGGUGAAUGCUGCUGCUGCCCCAACAUCAAGACAGCAGCAGUCUCGUAAUACCAACAGUCGCCAACGCAAUCCGCGUCGAGACAUCUCCGAAGUAUCUGCCGAGCACCAACCACCGGUUACAUCAUCCGAAUCGAUCGCCGCUCCAACCCCGCAACGGGUCAAGGAACGUGGACAAUCGCGCAAGACACUGGCAUCACAGUCACCUGGCGCACAGGGCGACGCUCCAGCCUCAAGUAGUGGUCGGAACAGACGAUCCAACACGAGCAGUCCCGCCGCGCAACAACCACACUCAACCAAUAGCAACACCAACAACAACAACCUGCCUUCGACGGAAGACUCGACGACGGCGACGACGACGACCGAGUCACAAACUGCACCACGAAUCAACACGCCUCGGAGUGCAGCUGGACGCCGCAUCCCAAAAAACGUCACCGAACUGACCGCCGACCUCAUUUCCCAGCUCCGCGACAACUCGUACGAAUGCAUGGUUUGCUGCGACCGCAUCACACGCAAACAGCCCGUCUAUAGCUGCAGCAACUGCUACGCAGUCUUUCACAUUGCAUGCCUCAAAAAGUGGGCAUCGUCCGCUGCAUCCACGUCCUCCUCGGGUGGCUCCAACGCCAACGCAGCCGGCUGGCGUUGCCCGGGCUGCCAGCACGUCUCUGAGCGCGACCAAUUGACCUACACUUGCUUUUGCGCAAAAGUGCGAAAUCCCGACUGGAAUCCGCACCACACGCCUCACAGCUGUGGCGAAGUCUGCAGCAAGUCGCGCCGCGGGACUUCCUGUCCGCAUCCUUGCCCUCUAUUGUGCCAUCCGGGUCCCUGCAGCCCGUGCACCGUCAUGCUCACCAAAAAGUGCCACUGCGGCAAGUCGUCGCUCCGUGUGCGUUGCGGCGACCCCACCGCGUCGCUCGCCUGCGAACAAACGUGCGACCGCUUCCAGUCCUGCGGCCGUCACACUUGCCAACAGCGCUGCCAUGAUGGGCCUUGCCCUCCGUGCGACCACUCAGAGACGCAGCGUUGCUACUGCGGCGCCCACACGCGGAUUGUUGCGUGCGGCACUGGCGAGCCUGACUUUGCGCAGCGCCUUCGCACGCCCUCCGAAGGGGCCCCGAGCGAGGCGAAUGUGAUUGACGGUCCGGCGUUCUAUUCGUGUGCCAGUGUUUGCGGAAGCCUGCUUGACUGCAAGCAGCACGAGUGCCGGCGAACGUGCCACGCUGGGCCUUGUGCCGACUGCCCUUUGACUCCUGCACGCGUCACCACCUGCCCCUGCACCAAAACCCCGAUCGACGUGCUACAGCAGAAGCAGUCGGGCGGCGCCACCGCCCGCCGCUCUUGCCUCGACCCUGUUCCCGUCUGCGGCAAAACGUGUGGCAAGCAGUUGCCGUGCGCGCGCUUUGACACGACAGGCAAGGGCAGCCACCGGUGUACCCUGCCGUGCCACGAAGGCCCUUGCUCCCCUUGCCCAUCCUCUGUCCGGAUGGUGUGUCGGUGCAAAAUGUCUGAUCGGACGGUUCCCUGCGCCGAGCUGGCUGCGUUCGGUCGUGAACAGCGCCACAUUGCUCUUGCCUCUGGCGAGAUCACUGCAGAACAGGCUGAGAGCAUGGACGCAGAGGACGCGGAUCACGAGCGCCUGGGCGAAACGCUCACGCAGCUCGCCUUCCGUUGCGACCGUGUCUGUCGUGCGCUGCGCCAUUGCAAGCGCCACAACUGCGGCAUUCGCUGCUGCACCACCGGCGAGCGCAAGAACGCGCCCGAUGCCAGCGGCGUGCACAUUUGCAAGCUGGUGUGUGGCAAAAAGCUGCAGUGCGGCUUGCACAAGUGUGAAGAAGUCUGCCAUCCCGGCCACUGUGCCCCUUGCAUGCAGUCCACCUUUGACGAGGUUGCCUGUGAGUGCGGCAAAACUGUUCUCUUCCCGCCAAUCCGCUGCGGCACAUCGUUGCCGCCGUGCCCGUACCCGUGCACCCGCGAACACGGCUGCUCGCAUCCCGUGCUCCACACCUGCCAUCGCGACGUCAAGUGUCCGCCCUGUGUGACGCUGACGCCCAAAAUGUGCAUGGGUGGCCACGAGCUUCGCAAGAGCGUCCCGUGCCACAUCCAGGAUGUGUCUUGCGGCCGAGCCUGCGAACGCACGCUGUCGUGCGGCCAGCACACGUGCCAACUGACCUGCCACAAGGACGCCUGUCAACAGUUUGACACCCCGCUGCAGCCCGACGAGCUCCGCGCAUGCACCCGGCCCUGCGGGCGCCCUCGGCUCAUGUGCGAGCACGCUUGCGCCACGCCCUGUCACCCGGGCCAGCCGUGCCCAGAAACCCCCUGCCGCGAGCUUGUCCGCAUUACGUGCAAGUGCAACACGCGCCAGCAGAUGGUCCCUUGCGGGCUUGGCGCUGGUGUGCCUGGCUCGAUGGAGGCAACGCGCGGCAUGUCCUUGGUCGACUUUGCGCUGGCCCAGCGGUCGCUCAAGCAGCCCGACCAACAGGCCAUCCCGCUUCGCGUUCGCUCGCACGAGCAAGUGCUCGAGUGCGACGGCGAGUGUGCUUUGGUGGAGCGCAAUCGUCGCCUGGCCGAAGCGCUCGGCAUUGAGCAUGCCAACCUCACCUCCGUGCCCAUCUUGCCCGGUACCAACAGUAGUAGCCACGAGCUGGGCGCAGCGUUGUCGGGCGAGGCCGCCAACACCAACGGUCUGACCAUGGACGCGGCGUCCUACUACCAAGCUGGCAGCGCCGCACCGCAACAGACGCGCCCUGCCGGUGUCAGCGGCGGUGCUGUGAGCUACUCUGCCUUCCUGUUUGAUGCGGCGAAAAAGACUCCUGCGUUCAUCACUUCGUUGGAGGAAACAUUGCACCAGUUCAUCAUGCGCGACACGGCCACUCGGUCGCGCUCGCUGCAAGUGCUCAACGCCCACUUCCGCCGCGUGGUGCACGAGCUUUGCGAGCACUACCGUGUCAAGACGUUCUCGCUGGACGAGGAACCAAACCGAAAUCCAGUUCUCACAAAGACGCCUCUCUCGCACGUCCCCGCCAUUUUGCUCUCGGAAGCCGCGCGGGCGUACAACCCCGACACAAUGGGACCAAUCACUGGCGAUGUGUGGAUUCGCUUUGGAGGUGGUGCGGGAGCCGGAGCAGCUCCGCAAAUUUCGCUUCGAACGGACAGCUUUGGCUCGUUCGCUGUGCGCGCACCCAUGGCCACAUUCCCAGUCCAACAACAGCAGCAACAACAAAGCCCCCCUGUGACUAGCACUGGAUCGUCGGACGUUUGGAACAGCGGUGGUGGUUGGGACGACAGCCCUGCAGCGUCAACGCCUGUUGCCGCAACUUCCGCAUCGAGCUCAGAGGCCCCAGCGUCCCCCGCUGUCACUGCUGCUCCUGCCGAAUCCACUGACUCUGCUGCUGCCCCUGAAGACUGGAUGGCCCGAACGGAAUAAGUUGACUGUUGUUUUCCCUGUCCAAGUGGUUUUGGCUUUUUCUUCUUUUGUUUGUUUGAAUCAAAUCAAUCAGUGAAAACUUCAAACAUC